CCGGGGAUCACCUAUUGACACCGACUCAGAAGGGAAAGGGUUCCCGGUGUCUGGAUCCCAACAUCAUCUGCGCUGUCCCCUUUGUGCAUUGCAACCUCGACAGGGGCAAGGCGCCGAGGCAGCAGAGGCAAUAGAAGCCCUUGCAUCGUAUCCCCCCCGUCUUUUUUUUCUUUUUCUUUUUUAUAUAAAAAGGCCCACGACAAUAUUCUGUGCCCGCCGCCAUGUUCAGCGUCGUAGAGAUGCCCUCCCCUACAUUCAACAGUCUUCUGCCCGUCAGGUUACGAAGCUGGCUCACCCGCCUCGGCACAACCGCAGAAGACAGCGCCGAUAAUAAUAACAACGCCACCACCACCAUGGCCUCGUCCCCCAUGUUCUACUCGUCCAGGGCGCAGCUGCUGCUGGUCCUGGUCGCCAUCCUCGCCACCGUCUCGGCCAUUGUGGUCGGCGACCAGGCGCCCAACCGUAGCGGCGGCAGCUACGACGACGCCCACGACGCCCUUCUGGAGAGCCGCCAGGCCGCAGCGCCGCCCGCCGCCGUGUGCGUCUCCAACUCGGCGCCCAACACCAUCUCUGCCAAAUUCCCCAACAGCGCCACGGGCGUGAUCAACGGCUCGCUCGUCGUCGUGCCCAUCCCCAUGGCCGACGCCCGCGCCGCCGUGCCGGCCCAGUGGGGCAUCCUCGAGGGCGCCCUGAAGGCCAACCUGCCUGGCUUCCCCGAGGGCAUGUACCCGCUCUUCAUUCAGGCCGUGCAGGACCACGACCUCAAGCUGCACGCCUUUAACAUCAACAUCCCCGACUUUGCCCGCGUCAGCCUUGAGUUCCCCUUCAUCGACCUCCUCGGCGACGGCUACACCUCGUUCCGCUGGGCCCCCGAGAUGCUCCUGUCGGCCUCCAACCCCAUGGCCAUCAGCGGCUCCGUCGACUACGGCACCAAGGCCCACCCGGCCACCUUUGACCCCGAGUGCGACGGCUACAAGGCCUCGCCCGACUCCUCGUGCACCACCACAUUCACCGCCUCGGCCCCGGCCACCGGCGCCUCCUUCUCCCUCUCCGUCUCGCCCGACGCGUACGGCGCCCCCUUCGAGCUGCCCGUCGCCUUCUUCGUCAACGCCACCAACCAGCCCACCUUCGCAAACGGCACCGCCUGCUCAAACAUGAUCCGCAUGUUCGACCAGUCCCUCUUCUCCGACGGCAGGGGCGCCGACCCCAGGCCCGUCGCCGGCACCAUCGCGGUCGCCGGCAUGGGGCCCGGCCUGCUCAGCUGGUCCGAGGCCGACGCGCCCCGCCAGGCCUUUGGCAUCCAGGUCGCCACCCCAUUCGCUGAGAACAACUACAUCCCCUGCCACAACCUGCAGGGAUACGGCGCAUAAGGGGCCUUCGCCUGUGGCUUUUUUUUUAUAUAGCAUGUUUUGUAGUAUACAAUAUGCUCUUCUAGACGUACAAUGAUACCCGUC
Gaeumannomyces tritici R3-111a-1 is the source of this 1454-nucleotide messenger RNA. RefSeq lists its product as hypothetical. The transcript has 2 exons. Lineage: Eukaryota; Fungi; Ascomycota; Sordariomycetes; Magnaporthales; Magnaporthaceae. The coding region runs from base 222 to 1370 and encodes 382 amino acids. The record is from RefSeq and is a predicted model, not a curated record.